AUGUCAUCCUUCGAUCCGGGAACUUCAGUAUCAUUUAUGAUGAGUAGUAUGCUUUCUGGAGAACACAUUCUAAAACAAUUAACCAAGGAAAUGGAUAGUACUAAGUUAAGGAUAUUUUUCGACGUUGAUUCGACAGUAUCGUGGAUUAAUAAUCACGGUUACCGUAGAGUUGCCUUGCAGUUCCCCGAUUAUAUCCUUUCUUUCUCUGCUGAAAUCGCUACUGUCUUAGAGAAAGAAUGCAACGGUAAUGCAAAAACAUAUAUUUUAGCAGACACAACGUAUCGAAGCUGUUGUGUAGAUUUGAUAGCAGCAGAGCAGUGUGGUGCUGACUGCAUCGUUCAUUACGGUGAUUCAUGUAUGAGUGAGAUCGUUAGUCGCAUUCCUACUCGAUUUGUUUUUGGUGAUAUGAGUAUCGAAUGGGGAAAGUUAGAGAAAGCUGUGUAUGAAUAUAAAGACAAAUUUGAACCAAACUGUUGCCUUUUGUUUGAUGCAAUUUAUGCAAGCAGCUCAGAUACUCUGUUUGACUUGUUGAGCAAAGUCCCCGGUGUCGAAUCUUUAUUCAACUGCAAACUUCUCUAUCGAUCCAAUAAUUAUAAUUAUAAUCAACCUUCUACUUCCACAAAUAUGAAUUGUUGCUUAGGACGUGUGUCACCGAAAGGAAAACAAAACAAGACACUUUUAUUUAUCGGUGAAACAAACAGUCCAUUGUUGUCUCUUUGGCUGAUGACUAAUUUAAACUGCAUCAAUGUUUUUACAUUUUCUCCUAUCACGCUAAAGCACUCAUUUGAGAGAACUCCAGCUACUCGGCUCCUAAAAAAACGAUUAUUUCUAAUCGAAAAAUUACGAAAUGCUCAAACUGUUGGUCUUGUGAUUAAUACAUUAGAUCUGAUUGGAUAUAGAGAAGCUCUUGAACGGACCAGGAAACUAUGUAAAGUUGCAGGGAAAAAGAGUUAUACUCUAGCAGUCGGCAAGAUCAAUGUUGCAAAACUUUCCAACUUUGCUAAUGAUAUCGAAGUAUUUAUUGUUCUAUCUUGCCCGUAUGGCAUUAUCUUGGACGUCUCUGACUUUUAUCGUCCAGUUUUGAGUCUUUUCGAAGCAGAAGCCGCAUUGAAUCCUCAAUGUAGGUGGUUAGCUGGUGAUGGAUGGACAGCAGAAUUCAGACAUUUCCUGAAUGAUGAAAUAGGCAGUGAAGCUGAAAUCAGUUCGGAUUUCAGCUUAAUCACAGGUAAAAUGCGCAUUACGGGCGUCAGAGGUAAUGUAAACGGUGAUAUAAAUUCAUGUAACGCCCUAUCUGCUUAUACAGCCGGUGAUUACUUUUCUGAAAGAACUUGGAAAGGACUUGAUGAUAGGUACGCUGGUGAAAGUGUUGCUGUGCAAGAGGGCCGAUCAGGUAUCGCUGCGAAGUAUAACUCUGAGUCAUUUACAUGA
Molecule: messenger RNA, 1428 nt
Organism: Brugia malayi
Lineage: Eukaryota; Metazoa; Nematoda; Chromadorea; Rhabditida; Onchocercidae
Gene: Bma-dph-2
Exons: 9
Coding region: 1-1428 (475 amino acids)
Biological process (GO): protein histidyl modification to diphthamide
Molecular function (GO): 2-(3-amino-3-carboxypropyl)histidine synthase activity
Source: RefSeq, a predicted model, not a curated record